Messenger RNA from Alternaria burnsii, 2250 nucleotides. RefSeq lists its product as uncharacterized. Gene Ontology annotation, molecular function: protein binding. The record is from RefSeq and is a predicted model, not a curated record. The transcript has 3 exons. NCBI's taxonomy places the organism in Eukaryota, Fungi, Ascomycota, Dothideomycetes, Pleosporales, Pleosporaceae. Bases 1 to 2250 code for a protein of 749 amino acids.
AUGCUCGAUCCUCUGAUAGCGCUUGGGGCUGUCGCUAAUGUCACUCAGUUUGUCGAGUUCGCCAUCAGGAUAUUGGCAAAGAGUCAUGCCAUCUACAACUCAGCUAACGGUAGUCUUGUUGAAUACGACGACCUAAGCAAAGUCUCUGGAGACGUUUCAAUGCUCUCAAGGAAGCUACAAGAAUCGCUCACCACAACCGCUGCGAGUAGUAGCCUUACCGCGGACGAUCAAGCGCUUUGUGAUCUGUGCAAGGGAUGCAUCGACGUAUCGCAGGAGCUUACAAAGGCUCUUGAGAAGCUCACAGGUCAAGGCAAGCCUGGAAGAUUUCGCAGUUUCCGACAAGCUUUGAAGAGUGUGUGGAGUAAGGAUGACAUCGAUAACCUGGAACGAAGAGUAAAGAUGUACAAAGAAGAGUUGAAUAUUCGCAUAAUCGUGGGUUUACGGAGCAAGAUCGAUGUCGUAGCACUUCAGCAAUCAGAAGGUUAUGCUUCACUUGCUGAUGAGACAAAGUCCGUAGUUCAAUCACUAGCUCAUAUUAGCGACGGGAUACAGAAUGGGUUCGAGCGACAACACGCCAUUCUAGAUACACUUCACUCGCGCAUAGAGACGAACAUAACAGCUCAUGCUAAACAAGACAAAGAAGAACACGAGAAACUAUCUUCUCAAAUAACCAAGCUUUCACAACAAUCCGGUGAUCAGUCUGAUCGAGCUUUAGGUGCACAGAUCGACACCAGGACCGCAAUCGAGACGUCGAUUGAUCAGAAUACCGUAGAGCACUAUAAAACCCGAGAAGAAAUGAAUCGUCUCAAAGAACAAGCGGAAAGACAGAUUGAGGUUCUCACUGAAGAGAUCCGACAGCUCAAGAUUGAGCUUGAAGCUAGUGUCAAAACCAUCGUUGCCAGCCUAGGAACAGCUUCAAAGAAGGAGAAGCAGAAGCUCAAGGACAUAAGUAAUGCCAAAUUCAACCUUUGGGUUGCAAAGGAACUCAUAUUAGAGAAAUUGAAGGCUUUUGUGGCCAUGUUCCGUUUCAAUUUUACAACAGAGAUAUGGCUCAAUACGACGGACAUCAAGUCUUGGAAGCUCAUGCCGUACCCGAAACCUUCAGGAGAGACCUCUGCCGGAACUGUGUUUGCAUCUCGUGGUACAGUAGGCGCUGGUGAGGAAUCAAUGGCAUAUAUUCACGUGGACCUCAACUAUCCCAUUGCGGCAAGGAACGUCCCAAUGGUCAGAAUGUGCCUUGAUCAAGGCGUGGAUGUUAACGCCAAGUUUUCCGAUGGAACGACACCUUUGAUGAAGGCCGUAGCUGCUGCUUACGAAGUCACAAGCUACGACUCAAUUUGGAAAACACCUUGGAUACGUCACGAUGCAAGACAAAUCGUUCAACUGCUGCUUGAUCAUGGAGCAAACAAAAGCACAGAGGCACUAUAUUUGGCAAGGAAUUCACACGUCAGCGGGCGCCAAUCUGAUUGGUUAAUGGAACAACUUCUGGACCCUUCCCCUCAUGCCAACCUUAGCCAAUUCAUCUCUGUUACGGAUGCUGUGUUGGCCGGAGAACAAGAGAAGUUAGAGGACAUGCUUACGCAAGAGCCUGGGAUUUGGCACGCAUUAGAAGUCCAUGGCGUCUCGCCGCUCGGGGCGGCUGUAUGUCGUAAUAAUGAACGCAUGGUCAGCAUGCUCCUCGGCAGAGGAGCUUCACCGAAUGCACUUGAUCCUGUGGGAUCAUCACCACUGGCUAUCGCUGUCGCCUCAAACUUUGAGAAUAUGGCCGAAAUACUUCUGCGAUACGGAGCAAAUAUCUCACUCAAUGAUCCUGUACUUGGACUCACUCCUCUUGAAUAUGCUGCAAGAGAGGGAAAUCAUGGCAUGUGUGGUACUCUGCUUGAAGAUGAGAAACCUCAAAACCCUUACGACAAAAAGGAACUACUCUCGAAACCAUUCGCUCUAGCAUUGAGACAUCUUCGCAUAGAUGUAGUUAUGGUACUUCUGGAACACGGCGCGGAUGUAUUCAUGGAUAUGGAACCAUUCCUACGCCCUGAAGAGAGAACGUGGGUCAGGUUUUCCGGUUCCCGUUUAAGUCCCGAAGACUUCCUGCAGGUAAAUCUCUCUUCAUUUGUAGGUGGAGAUCUCCGAUCAGAUUUGCGUGCAGUCUUGAUGUCGUACGAAAUUCGAGCAAACAAAGGGACAUCUCAAAGAAGUGGCAUGCUGCUGCCUGACGACUCUCACUUGGAAGAUCUUAUCUCAUUUGAAUAG